AGGAGCUGAGAGUCGCUGCACACCGAGAGAGCGAGGAGAGCGACUGGCUAGAGAAAGACAAUCGGGAUCACCCAAGGAGAGUCUGCACCUUACAAAAGCGGAGAGAGAAUGAGGAGCAGGAGCAUUUCUGUCUCGUUUUCUGUGCAGCUAAACGCGUGAAAGCUGAAGAAACUGGAUUUUUUUCACCCUUCAGAAAGAAGACAGCUGACGGGACAUUGCUUUCUGAAACCCCGUUUUUUUUUUCUCAGUUUUCUCCAACUUUACGUUUCCAAACCCGCGGCUGUAACACACCCUGCAAAGGACGGUUUUAAAACGUAUUAUUAUCAAUAGUUUCCUGCUAGUGCAAAAAGGCAAACAUUCUCUGCCUGUUUAUAAACAACCUAUCAAUGUGUUUCUUCUAAUGGGUUCAUUUACAAGAAGGAUGAACGAUCAAAUGACAAUGUCUGCGGAAUUGUGAACGCCGGGGGUUGCUUUACUCGACUUUAUUGUUAGAAUUAUCUUUGCGAACAUUCAUAGCUUUAAACACGCCUGGUCUCCUCUUUUGUUCCUAUUUCAAAUCCCCACUAUCAGAGCUUAUAUGAGUGCAGCUUUCAGUCCGUCGCUGAUGAUGAUGCAGCGCCCUUUGGGAAGCACUACAGCCUUCAGCAUUGACUCCCUGAUUGGAGGUCCGCCGCAGCCAAGCCCGGGACACUUUGUGUACACUGGCUACCCCAUGUUUAUGCCAUACAGGCCGGUGGUCCUGCCGCCGCCACCUCCUCCGCCUCCGACCUUGCCCCAGUCCGCGCUGCAGCCGGGUCUCCCCCCGACGCACCCUCACCACCAGAUACCCAGUUUGCCCAGCAGCUUCUGUUCGAGCCUGGCGCAGGGCAUGGCUCUCACCUCCACGCUCAUGGCCACCCUGCCUGGCGGCUUCUCCUCCUCCCCGCAACAUCAGGAGGCGGCGAGGAAGUUUGGCUCCCAGUCCCUGCAGGCUGUCUUUGACAAGACGGAGGACGUUCGGCCGGAUGGGGACGAAGGCAAGACGUUUCUGGGCAAAGAUAACGCGGUGCUGCCGCCGUUCCAAGCCUCCGAACCUCUGCAGUCAUCCAUAGCCAGAGCACAGAGCAAAGACGAUACGAAAGAAGACGAUUCCAACCGAAAGGACGAGAGUUUUUCAAUGGACAGUGACUUAGACUACAGCUCGGACGAGAAUGCCGCCAGUCAGACUCUGUGCCAAAAGGACGACGGAGAUCCUACUGGACUGGAGGAGAGCGGUCACGGGUCAAACGGCACCAACAGCACCACAUCCACUGGUAAAAACAGGCGGCGGCGGACAGCUUUUACCAGCGAACAGUUACUGGAACUGGAGAAAGAAUUUCACUGCAAGAAAUACCUGUCACUCACGGAGCGCUCACAGAUCGCCCAUGCCCUCAAACUGAGCGAGGUCCAGGUCAAGAUCUGGUUCCAGAACAGGAGGGCCAAGUGGAAGCGCGUUAAGGCCGGUAACGUCAACUCCAAGACUGGCGAACCUUCCAGGAAUCCCAAAAUAGUGGUCCCCAUUCCUGUUCACGUCAGUCGGUUUGCAAUAAGGAGUCAGCACCAACAGCUGGAGCAAGCGAGACCCUGAUCCACCCUUUCUCCUGUAGGACUGUGUUAAAAAGGACCAGAUGGCGAAUUAGGUUAAAUACAAAGAAAUGUAAAAAAUAUUUAAAACAAUGAGGCAUUAUUAAACUAAAAUAAUUAAAGAAAAUAUCAAGCAGUUUUGGAAAUAGAUAUCCUCACGAUGUCGGUAGCUAUAUUUGAAGAGCUUGUUCAUUUUAUGUAUUAAAAAAAUCUUUAUUAUAACCGUUUUUUUCUGAUAAAGAUUCCCAAAAAUAAAAAUUAAAGGAAAUAUUUCAAGUUAUUUAUUAACGAUCUCUCUGUACAUACAUAUAGCCUAUAUUAAGGAAGAGCUGUGACAGUAUUCCGAGACCAGAAACAGAAUCAUUUUCUCAGUCUUCAGAGUAAUAACCAAUCUGUUGUGCAUUCCUUAAAACCCAAGGAAAGAUUGAGCAGAUGUAUUUUAUCUUUUUUUGUGGUUUUCUUUACUGUUCUUAUGUGCUGCUUAAGUAGUGGAUUAAGAGUGUAUUUCUGUAGGCGUCCAAAAAAUGUGUAGUCAAAAAUCUGACUACCUUUGCUGACCAUUAAGAUUCAUGAAUUCGUUAAAAGCGGGAGGAAAACCGAAAAUCAGUUAGAGUGCGCCCACUGAAACACACUCUGCCAGGUGUUGAGGUUGUCUCUUUCUCUUCUUAGUUCUGAUUAAUGCCACGUAUUUUUUGUUUGCUUGACAAUUUGUACAUUAAAAUUAUUUGCAUAUGAAGAUUUUUUAAGACAAGGCACGGUAUUAAUUUAUUUCAUAUUGUGCAACAAUGUAUCUAAUUUCUCAUAUAAUUUAAGAAGCUUUCAACCAGUCUUGUGUGGAUUAAAAUGAU
Messenger RNA from Lepisosteus oculatus (spotted gar), 2450 nucleotides. RefSeq names its product gastrulation brain homeobox 2 (gene gbx2). Gene Ontology annotation, molecular function: DNA-binding transcription factor activity, RNA polymerase II-specific; RNA polymerase II transcription regulatory region sequence-specific DNA binding. Lineage: Eukaryota; Metazoa; Chordata; Actinopteri; Semionotiformes; Lepisosteidae. Gene Ontology annotation, cellular component: nucleus. The record is from RefSeq and is a predicted model, not a curated record. Gene Ontology annotation, biological process: regulation of nervous system development; regulation of transcription by RNA polymerase II.